AUGCCGUUUCGCGAGGACUUCGCGAGCACCGGUCGGCGCUCGUCGGUCGACACCGACGCUGCUUCAUGCACUCCCUUCGCGCUGCCAUCCGACGGCGUGAUUAUCCUCAGCCCCUCGUCCACCAUCACGCUUACUGCCGACGCCCUGUUUACGCCCGACUGCACCGCUGUCCCGACCACCUCCCGCGAUGCCUCGGACGUGAUCGAUAUGCAGGACCCGUUCUACGCCUCCGUGGCCCCUCAGGUCUAUGCGACCGGCGCUGCCACCGUUAUCGCUUGGAUGCUCGUCAUCAUGUUACUCAUCACGCCCCGUACUUUCUUCGUCGGAGGGCCCGGAGGACGAUCCGGGCUUAUGGGAAGGCGUGGAAUGAUCAGCGGAGCCGGUGGAGGCGCAUCUAUUAUUGGCGUCGGGUCGCGGCCCUGGCUUCAGAAGGUCGCAGCAUUGACGGUUGCCAUUUCCAUGACCAUUGCCACGGCAGACACCUUUCGCAUUGCCGAGCAACAAUACCACGACGGCUACAUGGACGCCACGGCCAUCCGCCAAGAAGUCGUCGGCGGACUGGAGAUCAAGAUAUCGCGCCUAAUAUCCGACAUAUUCCUCUUGCUGGCCCAAGUCCAAACACUGAUACGCUUGUUUCCCCGGCACAAGGAGAAGGUGAUUAUCAAAUGGGUCGGUUUCGCGUUGAUCGUACUCGACAUGACUUUCAGUUCCAUAAACAAUUUCAUGGGACAUGAUAUCGGCCGCCCUCGACAAUUCAAAGACGCAAUCCCCGCCCUCAGCUACCUCUUCGAGUUGGCAUUGAGCAUGCUGUACGCCGCUUGGGUGCUCUACUAUGCCUUGACGAAACGACGAUACGCCUUUCAUCACUGGAUGAUGUACAACAUUUCCGUGGUCGCCCUUCUUUCUAUUGUUGCCAUUCUCACGCCUGUCGUGUUUUUUGCGACAGAUAUUUCGGAUUACAGCGUUGCUGGUUGGGGAGAUUAUUUCCGGUGGGUCGGCGCUGCCGCAGCCAGUGUCAUUGUGUGGGAAUGGGUCGAGCGUAUUGAAGCGCUAGAAAGAGAAGACAAGAAGGAUGGGAUUUUGGGAAGAGAGAUCUUUGACGGUGAUGAGAUGCUGGACAUCACGCCGUCAGAGGAAAUCAACUGGCCUGGCAUACGGCGUGAUGGCCACAAUAGAGAUGACCGGGGAAGUGGAGGUGGAGCAUUCUCGUCAGCACGUGGCUUCGGUUAUAGUGCCAUCGCCCAACGCAACAGCCGAGUAAGACAGUCUCAGUUUGAAGAUAGGAGCUACGUUCCACUGGGCCGGGUGCAUUCCCACCAGCUCGGAACAGAAAGCGGGACGAGGUCUGAGACACCCGGUUUGGCUCCCGGAGGGGGUCCAAGGGUCCCUCCUCCUGUAGCAACACCAAUCAGCAGAACGGACACUACCAGUGCAGAGAGCACUGUGUACAACGUUCGUUACCACACAGCCACCGAUAAUACGCCGUCAGUCACGCGACAGCAAUCAACAGCGGGCGAGCAUAUUCGUUUUGAUUUAGGGAACAGGGACCGCCGAGAUACAACGACGACAUUGGACUCUCAGCCAAUGGCAAAGGUUGUCGACCUGGAAGAGCAAGCACCGCCUCAACCUACCGUCACCAUGUUUGGGCGAUUCAGUCCUCUUUGGCAACAUCUCAACCCGUUCAGAAGGCGACGGACGACACCUCCACCCCAACUUCUAAGUGCGAGAGUAAUUGAGCCGCGCGAGAAGGAGCCGCCGUCCACCCCUCCAUCAACGACGCAGUCGGCCACGAAGUCACCGAUGCAGUCAACAACGCAAUCUUCGAGCAAACACGGUCUUUCGGAGAUGAAGGGUAAAAUCGGCGCCUUGUUCUCCGGACAAAGCGACAAGUUAUUGGAUCCUGGAGACGGUGGCUUGAAGGAUGCUGAUAUCCCGGUCACGGUCAUCCCAGCACAACCGCGGGGUGGCCGUACAUGGUCCCCAGAUGCCUUGAAAGCAUUGUCAGGAGAAUCGACGAACAGCCGGGCUCAACCGAAUGGAUCAGGUGAACAUGAGCGCGGAAGACAGAAGCAUGGAAGUGGUGAAAUCUCGACGGACACAAGCAGCUCCCGGAAAGCAGCAACACAAUCUCGCGGAGUUAUCGCGACAACUCCAACACCGCAUCCUCAAAUACAGGUGCACGAUUACGCAACACCCGGCAGCACAUCGGGACCAGUCAGUCCUUUGUCGCCGGUCGGCUUCGGCGGGCCGCUCCCAACGCCUAGGCACGAUAGUUCGCCGGGCUCUUCACGGUAA
Messenger RNA from Diplodia corticola, 2295 nucleotides. Its product is annotated as ph signal transduction protein. The transcript has 2 exons. Gene Ontology annotation, biological process: cellular response to pH. Gene Ontology annotation, cellular component: plasma membrane. The coding region runs from base 1 to 2295 and encodes 764 amino acids. NCBI's taxonomy places the organism in Eukaryota, Fungi, Ascomycota, Dothideomycetes, Botryosphaeriales, Botryosphaeriaceae. The record is from RefSeq and is a predicted model, not a curated record.